Papaver somniferum (opium poppy) is the source of this 897-nucleotide messenger RNA. RefSeq lists its product as uncharacterized. The transcript has 2 exons. The record is from RefSeq and is a predicted model, not a curated record. The coding region runs from base 197 to 721 and encodes 174 amino acids. NCBI's taxonomy places the organism in Eukaryota, Viridiplantae, Streptophyta, Magnoliopsida, Ranunculales, Papaveraceae.
UCCCCUUCCUCUCUUCUCUGCAACCCUUCUCAGACCUGCAAACCCUCUCCCAUCAGUCGAAGCCCCUAGUUUCUCUAUCUCCAUCAUAGCGUCUCCUCCAUUACCUAGAUGCUAUGAUUGAGAGAGGCAGAACUAGAGCUUCCUUCACAGUCGAGCUAGAGGCCAAUUGGAACAGGAGAGGGAAUAAGAGUAGCACAUGAAGCAUGGGUCGAAGAGUGAGAGAGUUUAUCAGACACGAGCGACAAUAUAUUCUAUCCCAAACAAAGUUCACGGUAAGCUCCUAUCUAUGGGGCUUUGGAAUAGCACAUCAAAACUGGAGGAGAUUGACUUUGAUGCUCAAGAUUUUUGGAUCAACUUUAAACUAAGAAGUGGUCUUAUGGAAAAGGAAUAUGUUGCUAAAAUGGUGGCGGAAAAGGUUGGGAAAAUACUUACUCUAAUAGGUCCUCUAAACUCUCAAGGAGAAUAUAAUGCGCAUGUGGUGGUCGAUCUCAAGAAAGCUUUGGUUCACCAAAUGAAGGUAAUCAUCAUUGAAGGAGAUGAUAAGGAAACAAUUAAACUCAAUAUUUUCUUCAUGGGAAUUCCACAUGGGACUUGUCGAAGCUGCUGGCAUGUACAUGAAAUACACAGUGAAGAAAUAUGUAGAGUACGACAUGUGGAAUACUUAAAAAACCAUCCAAAGGUUUUUGUUUAUGGUAAUGAAAGUAAGGAUGACGUGAAAUAAUAUAAAGCAAAAGAAUGCAGCUAUAGAGAACAAUAUCCCAAGGAUUUACGAUAGUGAAAUAGAUAAAGAGGAUUUUAUCAUUAGGGGAAGCAAAAAAAAAAAGAGUGGAUAUCAUGGAAGAGGAAGAAGAAAAACUCGAAAAAUACACAAAUGAAAAAAAUAAAAAUAACAUGCAA